Molecule: messenger RNA, 3032 nt
Organism: Neopsephotus bourkii (Bourke's parrot)
Lineage: Eukaryota; Metazoa; Chordata; Aves; Psittaciformes; Psittacidae
Gene: CHRM2
Product: cholinergic receptor muscarinic 2
Exons: 2
Coding region: 1286-2686 (466 amino acids)
Biological process (GO): adenylate cyclase-inhibiting G protein-coupled acetylcholine receptor signaling pathway; regulation of smooth muscle contraction; chemical synaptic transmission
Cellular component (GO): dendrite; synapse; plasma membrane
Molecular function (GO): G protein-coupled acetylcholine receptor activity; G protein-coupled serotonin receptor activity
Source: RefSeq, a predicted model, not a curated record
UCUUUUGAGGCUGGAGAGAGCUUUCAUUUACUUUUUUUCCCAAGAGGCUUUCCACAGUCCUUUUCUUGGGCUCUAAAGAGAAAGCUCCAAACUGUGUGUCUUGGCUCUCCAGGAACAAGAAAUGUCAUAUUCUCAUGAGCAAUCUUGAUCUCAUAGCCUUAAGAAUGUCAUAGCAAUCAAUUACUUUUCUAAAGUGAAGCAUUAAACUUUUUGGCAUUCCCCAUUAAUAAUAACUACCACUGCCAGUUUGCUUGUAAGUCUCUACACAACUUUCUCUUGAAAAUAAAAUUCUAAUUAAAGUUCUAAUGAACUUUCUUCUCAGAAAGAGAAAAAAUUGAACACCUUUCAUGCCUUCCUGUAUACAGCCUUUCAGAAAAAAACCUUUUGGCUCACUUACCCAGGUUCACUCUGUAUUUUAAUACUGACUGCAGCAAACAGGCAGAUCAAACCACUUUCUGACUACAGAAGCACAACGUGCAUCACAAGAUUGCAAAAGAGAAAGUAUGAAAGCUAUGAGCUUUCCUUCUUUUUACUACAUUAUUUUUAUUCUCAGCCAAAUAUAGUACAGUCUUUGCAUUAGAAUAGUCUGGAUCACUAUUUACUUAAUUCUUUAACAUCACCCUGUUUCCUAGUAUUGAAAAAAAUGGAAGGUAUCACAAGCUAUGUGCAGCUUGUUCAUGACAAAUUUUCUAGAAUGGAAUGCCUGAAACUCAAAUUUCUAUCUGUGUUUGAUGUCCAUGUGUAUUUACAUGGGUGUUUAAGGCAUAUUGGCUCAGAUUAGUUCAAGGUAAAUUGCAUCAGUUUCUUGCUAUCUGGAGUUCUAAAUCAGUCCAUUAAUGUAAAGCAACAGACCCCCUUCACCUGUGAAGACUACAAGGCAGCAAGAAGACGUUGUCCCAGAAAAGAUGUAAUAGUUCAUUUCUUUCAAUUUCUCUAUCAAAUUGACAGUUGAAAAUAAGCAUGAACUAUGUAGCUAUGUCCCAUUAUAAAAAGACUGUGCUCAAGUAUGGGGCAUGAAUUAAGUACAUCAGAAGGUGCUACUCCUAGCAUGAGUAGCUAGGAAAGACAUUUGUCUUAUUAUCUGAUAUAAUUAUAUUAUUUGGGAAUGUAAUUUUUUGCGUGCUUGAUCUACUUUUCACAAAUCAUGCAAUUCAAAUGUGUUACCUUUGAUCUAAAUGGAUUCUGAAUUUGCAAUACCUACAUUGGAGGUAAUGGAAGAAAGAAUUAAUACACUUCUGUGUAAGAUGCUUAAGUGAUAACUGGGUAACUUGUUAGCAGAACAGAAAUGAAUAACUCAACGUACAUAAACUCUUCCACUGAAAAUGUGAUGGCUUUGGAGAGUCCCUAUAAAACUGUAGAGGUGGUCUUUAUUGUCCUGGUAGCAGGGUCUCUCAGCCUAGUCACCAUAAUUGGGAACAUCCUGGUCAUGGUGUCAAUCAAAGUCAACAGGCACCUACAGACUGUCAAUAACUAUUUCCUGUUCAGCUUGGCCUGCGCUGACUUGAUCAUCGGCAUCUUUUCAAUGAACCUAUACACCCUCUACACUGUGAUAGGGUACUGGCCUUUGGGGCCUGUCGUGUGUGACCUCUGGCUGGCUCUUGACUAUGUGGUCAGCAACGCCUCUGUAAUGAACCUCCUCAUUAUCAGCUUUGACAGAUACUUUUGUGUCACCAAGCCUCUGACCUACCCUGUGAAGCGAACCACUAAGAUGGCAGGCAUGAUGAUUGCAGCUGCGUGGGUGCUGUCCUUCAUCCUGUGGGCCCCUGCAAUUCUCUUCUGGCAGUUCAUUGUGGGAGGAAGGACUGUCCCAGACGGGGAUUGUUACAUUCAGUUUUUUUCCAAUGCUGCUGUCACUUUUGGUACUGCUAUUGCAGCCUUCUACUUGCCUGUUAUCAUCAUGACUGUCCUUUACUGGCAAAUCUCUCAAGCCAGUAAGAGUCGAAUAAAGAAAGGAAAAAAGGAAGCUGCCCAAAACCAAGAUACAGUUUCCCCCAGCCUUGUCCAAAGCAAAACAGUGAAACCAAACAAUAACAACAUCCCAGCCAGUGGUGAUGGGUUGGAACACAGCAAAAUUCAGAAUGGAAAAGCCACUGGAGAGACUGUGACGGAGAACUGUGUUCAAGGGGAGGAGAAGGAGAGCUCCAACGACUCCACCUCUGUCAGUGUGGUCGCUUCCAACAUGAAAGAAGAUGAAGCUGCCAAAGAUUUCAGCCAGGCUUCUGCCUCCCAAGACCAUCUCAAAGUGGGAAACUCCAAGCUGACAUGCAUCAGGAUAGUCACCAAGUCCCAAAAGGGUGAUUGCUGUGCUUCCACCAACACUACUGUGGAGAUUGUAGGCACUAGUGGGGAGGAGAAGCAGAAUAGUGUAGCCCGGAAAAUUGUCAAGAUGACAAAGCAGCCAGCCAAAAAGAAACCACCUCCUUCUAGAGAGAAAAAAGUGACAAGGACGAUUUUAGCCAUCCUCCUGGCCUUCAUCAUCACCUGGACCCCAUACAAUGUGAUGGUGCUCAUCAACAGCUUCUGCACAUCCUGCAUCCCUGGUACUGUAUGGACCAUAGGUUAUUGGCUCUGUUAUAUCAACAGCACCAUCAACCCUGCUUGUUAUGCGCUCUGCAAUGCUACCUUCAAGAAGACCUUUAAGCACCUUCUUAUGUGUCAUUACAAGAAUAUAGGAGCUACAAGGUAAAAAUAGUAACAAAAAAUAAUAAUGGAAAGGGUGAAGAAGAUCCAAAUUAAGUUAAAAAAAAACACAAACAACUAGAUAAAUGCCAUAGCACUUUAUGCUCUUUUACAGAAUGUGCAAUCUAGGAUGUUAGUGGAAAUACUGACAUGGAGCAUCAGCUCCACUCCUGAGAACUACACUUAGAAACAUUUUUUUAAAUUAUUGAAAACAAAUCCUGUGGACAUGGAGAUGUCUGAGGAAUUAUUCAAGGAUAUGGACUGGAGGCACAGUUCCUUGCUUUCUGCAAGUAUUCUGCAGAAGGGCUUUAGAGUCUACAAUUUUUGGUCAUUCUGUGCAAAAUCCUUGUUCU